GCCGAAACUAGGAGAUCCCUGUUUUGAAGCAUGGGAUGAAGAAGAUUCUAUGAUAAUGGCAUGGUUGUGGAAUUCUAUAACUCCUAAGAUUAGCGACACAUGUAUGUUCUUGGCUACGGCUAAGGAUAUUUGGGACGCAAUCCAACAAACGUAUUCAAAAGCUAGAGAUGCGACUCAAGUAUAUGAGGUUAAGGUGAAGACAAUUGCUGUAAAACAGGGAAGUAAAACAGUUAUUGAAUAUGCCAAUCAAUUGAAAGCUUUGUGGCAAGAAAUUGGUCAUUAUAGGGUGAUAAAAACCAAAUGUCCUGAGGAUGCCGUUGUUCUAAAGGAUUUCAUUGAACAAGAUAGAGUCUAUGAUUUUCUUGUUGGGCUUAACCCAGAAUUUGAUCAAGUGAGAAUCCAGAUUCUUGGCAAGCAGGAGGUUCCACGCUUUAAUGAGGUGGUGGCACUGAUUUGAGGCGAGGAAAGCUGAAGGAGUGUUAUGCUUGAACCACAAACCUUGGAUGGAUCAACCCUAGUUGCAAAAACAGAAUAUUCAGAGCAAGGAAAGAAUGAUCUGCCUAAACACUUAGGUAGAGACAAUCAGUGGAAGGAGAACAAGGACAAUCUCUGGUGCACCUUUUGCAAGAAACCAAGGCACACAAAAGAGAAGUGUUGGAAGCUGAAUGGUAAACCACCAAGUCGUGAAUGGGGAAACCGUGGAGGGCAACAAAGGCCUCAAGCACACAUGGUAGAGCAACCCAAAAUUGAGGAAAAUUCAGCAACAGGCGGGUUCAAUAGUGAAGAAAUGGAGAAGCUGAGAAGCUUGUUGGGAUCCCUUGACAAACCUACUGGAACUUGUUCUUUGGCUCUUUCAGGAACAAGGCUCGGGGAGGAUGAUUGGACUUGCUAAGGAUAGGAGCGGUCUUUACCACCUUGAAUCAUCUAAAAAAACUAGUAAUAAUUUGUCGUUAUCUUUUCUCAGUUCCUCAAAUAAAGAUACCAUUUGGUUGUA
Messenger RNA from Vitis vinifera (wine grape), 994 nucleotides. RefSeq lists its product as uncharacterized. Bases 482 to 892 code for a protein of 136 amino acids. The record is from RefSeq and is a predicted model, not a curated record. Lineage: Eukaryota; Viridiplantae; Streptophyta; Magnoliopsida; Vitales; Vitaceae. The transcript has 2 exons.